Molecule: messenger RNA, 1149 nt
Organism: Trichoderma atroviride IMI 206040
Lineage: Eukaryota; Fungi; Ascomycota; Sordariomycetes; Hypocreales; Hypocreaceae
Molecular function (GO): gamma-glutamylcyclotransferase activity
Source: RefSeq, a predicted model, not a curated record
AUGAAGCGAUCAGAAUCUCCAGAGCGACCCUCAACCGCCGUGGCUGCGCUGGAAAAGGCCGAGGCCACUGAGCAGCACCCGGCAGACGGCUCGUAUCCUCCCGUAUCGUCGAUUCCAGACAUCUCGCCCAAACGCCUCGCUCAAGCCGCCGAGGGUGCGCCCAGAGAACUUGCAGAGGCUGCCGCAACCAUUCUAUAUCUGGCAUAUGGCUCCAACAUGUGCGCAGAGACCUUUUUAGGGAUGCGCAAGAUCCGGCCGAUAUCCCAGAUCAACGUCUCGGUGCCGAUCCUGCAGCUGACGUUUGACCUGCCCGGAUUCCCCUACCGAGAGCCUUGCUUCGCGAACGUCGGAUACAGAAAGCUCCCCAAAGAACCCAAGCUGCCCGAUCCUCUGCACCCACCCAUCAUUCCGCCCAUCGGCCCGCCAAAAUCCGGGCAGGGCUGGGACGGUGGCCUCAUGGGAAUCGUAUACGAAGUGACCCAGGAGGACUGGCGCAACAUCAUGAGGACCGAAGGCGGCGGCUCAGGCUAUCAGGAGAUUGAGGUCCCGUGUCUUCCCCUGCCUGCAGAUGUGGGCAUCCCCGAGAAGCCGACUUUCCCAGACAUACCUAGACCAUUCCUCGCAAGGACACUCUAUUGUCCAUAUAUCCCUCUCGAAUCAGACAAGAACAUAAGCUGGUGGGCUAGGCUUGCUCUGGGCCCCCAAAGACCAAGCCCCGACUAUGCCCAGCCAAGUGCUCGAUACCUGAAGCUCCUGAAAGACGGUGCAAGAGAACAUGAGCUCCCCCAGGCAUACCAAGACCACCUGGCCUCGCUCCAGCCCUACACAGCCACCAGCAUCAGGCAAAAGAUUGGCCACGCCGUCUUCAUCUUUGCUUGGGCGCCGAUGCUGAUUUGCAUGAUGUCGAUGACGAGGAUCUUGGCAGACGAAACAGGCCGAGUUCCUCGAUGGUGCGCGAGCAUAAUCUCGGGAUCGUUUGGCGUCAUGUGGUACAGCUACGACAAGGUAUUCAAGCUCAUCUUUGGCGAUGGCGAGCGGACGAUGGAGGAGGAAGACAAGGCCAAGAUGAUGAGACGCAAGUCGUAUUCGGGCGGCACAGAUGAAGAAAAGGCGUCUUUGAUGCAAGACAAUGAGGAACAAGAGAGCUAG